Messenger RNA from Tarenaya hassleriana, 1910 nucleotides. Its product is annotated as cell division cycle 20.1, cofactor of APC complex-like. Gene Ontology annotation, molecular function: ubiquitin ligase activator activity; protein binding; anaphase-promoting complex binding. Gene Ontology annotation, biological process: anaphase-promoting complex-dependent catabolic process; positive regulation of ubiquitin protein ligase activity; positive regulation of anaphase-promoting complex-dependent catabolic process. The transcript is spliced from 4 exons. The record is from RefSeq and is a predicted model, not a curated record. NCBI's taxonomy places the organism in Eukaryota, Viridiplantae, Streptophyta, Magnoliopsida, Brassicales, Cleomaceae. The coding region runs from base 272 to 1510 and encodes 412 amino acids. Gene Ontology annotation, cellular component: anaphase-promoting complex.
UCCAAAGAAGAAAAAAAACAAGAGCUCUCCGAUCUUCGAUAAGCUCGAACAACCUUCAGCGACGACUCUCAUCGUUUGCUCUUUUGUUGCUUAUGUUGCGAAAUUAGACGAAUCUACUCUUCGGUUCGGUGGCUUUGCUCGGUGUCGCGAAUCGUUGUUGAAUUUCGUUUAGAUCACAUAUUUCUCGAUUUUUUUUCUCUAACGCGUUUCUCGCAGAUUAUUGCGAUCUUGUCGGUGCUUUUGUUUCGCUUUAUUUUUGUGUUGUUUGAAAAUGGAUGCAGGUAUUAGGAACGCUUCUUCGCUCUUGAAGCUUUGCAGUCAGUGGUUAUUUCCACCAAGGUUUCUUCCCGCAAUAAAUUCUCGCGACAAUGCCGAUAGAUUCAUACCGAACAGACCCGCCAUGGAUUUCGACUAUGCUCAUUACAUACUGACCGAAGGAUGGAAAGAGAAGGAGAAAACGUCAACAACCACAGAGGUGAGUUCCCCAUCUAGAGAGGCCUAUAGGAAUCAAUUGGCUGUGAUAUUCAACAUGAACCGGACCCACAUUCUCGCCUUCAAGAAUAAACCUCCUGCUCCCGUGAAACCGCUUCCCAGCGACCAAUCUGUAUCUCUUCACCGGCAGCCUAAAUCUGUGAAGCCUCAUAGAAACAUUUGUCAGAAGACUGUAAGUAUACUUGAUGCCCCUGAAAUCAAGGAUGACUUCUACCUCAACUUGUUGGAUUGGGGGAGCGAAAAUGUUCUCGCCAUAGCAUUGGACCAAACUGUAUAUUUGUUGGAUGCUUCCAGUCGUUCCAUAUCCGAGCUUAUGACAGUUGUUGACGAGAAGGGGCCUGUGACAAGUGUCAAUUGGGCGCCUGAUGGUCGUCAUAUUGCAGUUGGUCUCAACAAUUCUGAAGUGCAGCUGUGGGAUUCUGCAUCCAACCGUAUGCUCAGGACUUUGUGCAGUGGCCACACCUCUAGAGUAGGAUCAUUGGCAUGGAACAAUCACAUCUUGACAACUGGAGGAAUGGACAGACAGAUCAUCAACAAUGACAUCAGGAUUAGAUCACACAUCGUGGGGACUUACAGGGGCCACAAGGAUGAGGUAUGUGGGCUGAAAUGGGCAGAAUAUGGCACGAAAUUAGCAAGUGGUGGAAACGACAAUCUCGUACACAUAUGGGAUCAGUCCAUGGCAUCUUCAAACUCACGUACACAAUGGCUUCACCGGCUGGAGGAUCAUACAUCUGCAGUUAAGGCUCUUGCAUUGUGUCCAUUCCAAGGGAACUUGCUUGCAACAGGGGGUGGUGACAGAGAUGGGGCUAUCAGAUUCUGGAACACAAACUCUGGAGCUUGCUUGAACUGUGUCGAAACUGGUUCCCAGGUUAGUGGUCUGAUAUGGAGCAAGAACGAAAGGGAAUUGCUUAGUUGUCACGGGUUUGUACAAAAUCAACUUACCCUAUGGAAGUACCCGUCAAUGGCGAAAAUGGCAGAGCUCACAGGUCAUACCUGGAGAGUCCUGUCUAUGACCUAGGUAAAAGUAGCCAUUACGGUUGCAGCUAACAAAGAUGAUUCACAGCGUAACAAUGGUUGUACGGUUGCUUCAGCGGCAGGAGAUGAGACAUUGAGGUUCUGGAAUGUUUUCGGAGAUCCAAAGGCAAUUACAAAAGCUGCUGCUAAAGCCAAUCCCAAGCCUUUUUCCCAUGUGAGGCAUCAUAUACGGUAAAGACCAGAGUUAGAUCUGUACAGAUACGUACACCUCCUGGUAUUCAGGUACAGACAGAUAUGGAGGCUUGUGUAUAUUUUCACUUGAAGCUCGGGUGUAUUUCGACUCUUCAUUUUUAUAUCCAAAUGUAAUGUGCUAUAGCUCAUAGCUGUAUGAUGACAACUAUAUUAUAACAAUAUCAUGAUUGAAACCGAGAAUAAUCAAAGUA